AGUGUCUUUAUGUUAAUUGAGAAUCACCAUUUUUGCAAGGGUAUUUUUAUGAAAUUCUACAUAACAAAAUACUUUAUAAAGUAUACGUUUAUUGAAAAUCUUAUGAUUAUCCAAUUAUUGUAUAGAGUGCGUUAUUGGUCAAUUUUGUACUUUUGCAAAGUUCCGAGCUUUCAGGUUAACUUUUAUGAGGACACUUCUUUAAUGUUUUAAAGUAAACAAUUAAUUAUGAGGUUAUUUUUCUUAAUUCGAAAUGGGUUCAUUGACCAGUAGACAAAACGCUGGUGUUGAAGAGGUUGAUAUUGUGUCAAACCAUGCUUACAAAUAUCCACCACGAUCAGGUAAUUACUUCGGAAGUCAUUUUAUAAUGGGUGGCGAAAGGUUUGACACACCACAACCAGAAGCAUAUCUUUUUGGAGAAAAUGCAGAUUUAAAUUUUCUAGGCAGCCGACCAACACCUUUUCCCUAUCCUCCUCCACAAGUGAAUGAUCCAACAAAAACAUUAAAAAGUUUAAUAAAUAUCAGAAAAGAAUCUUUAAGAUUAACUAAAAGUAUUGAUCCUACACCAACAUCAUCAAAAUCUAAUGAUACUAUAAAUGCCAUCAAACAUUAUGGAGAAAAUGAUAUAGAUAAAAAAUCUACUCGUUUUAAUAUUGAAUUUACAUUCGAUUGUGAUGUAAGAUGUGCAAUUACUAUUUAUUAUUUUUGUACAGAAGAAAUCACAACAAAGGGGCUUUCAUACAUUCCAAGAGAUUCUUCAAUGAGUUCAGAAACAUAUCACUAUAAAAAAGGUGCUAACCAACAAUUUAUUCAAACAUCUCACGUUUUCGAUCCAAGUUUAUACAAUGAAGAAGAUUUACUUUAUAAUACCGAUAAAGAAAUUAUUCCAAUUGCCAUUCACUGUGUUGCUGAAGAAGGAUCUGAUGAGCCCAAACAAUCGCACACAACGAUAGCAGUAGUAGAAAAACAUUCAGAUGGCUCUUAUAUUCUAAAAGCUCUUAAACAAAAACUUUAUGUAGAUGGACUUUGUUAUUUACUUCAAGAGAUUUAUGGAAUUGAAAAUAAAAAUACAGAAAAUACUAAACAGCAAGGUAGUGAUGAAGAUACUGAAGAUAAUGGAUCUGAAUGUGUAAUUUGUAUGUGCGAUGUAAGAGACACUUUAAUUCUACCUUGUAGACAUUUAUGUCUCUGUUAUGGAUGUGCUGAUUCAUUAAGAUAUCAAGCUAACAACUGUCCCAUUUGUAGAGCACCUUUUAGAGCUCUUUUGCAAAUUAAAGCUCUUCAAAAAGCUACUGGGGCUAUAAUUUCUAAUCCUCCAUUACCAGAAGGUAGUUGUGAAAAUAUUCCAACAGGAUAUGAAGCAGUAUCUUUAAUUGAAGCUUUAAAUGGUCCAUAUACUCCAAGAGUUAUUGCUCCAGCUCCAGAAUCUCCAGAUGCCCCCUACACCCCGGAUACUCCUGAUACUGACACUGCUAAUGCUAUUCAAGCCGCAGAAGCUUUAAACAGGUCAUCCGGAAGAGCUCCCAUUUCGAAACACGUUGGCUUAAAAGAUGCAGAACUUGCUGGUGCUAGAUCUAGUGGAACUACUCCAUGUCCUACGCCAGAAUUUCGUAUGUCAGUUUUAUUAGCAAGGGAUGAAACUGCUGGAUCUCAAAAAGAUCUUCAUAGUCGAUCUCCAGGAGUACGAGCAAAAGUAUCAAAUCAUCCACGUGAUAAAAGCGUAUUUAGAGCAAGAGACACUCUAAGACUCGUCAAUGAAAAACAGCCAGCUCAUUACGAUAGUCAAGGACACGAUGAAGACAGUGAAGCCGAAAAAUUAUCACCUCUUCUAGACUCAACAACGAAUACAGACCCUCGUAAAUCUCAUCGUAUUUGUGAUAUGGAUAUGGACGAUGAUUUGACUAAUGUUGUUACUGAGAAUGAUGAUGAAAUAAACUGUAAUUCUCAUUGACAAAGAAUUAAUGUUUAUACGAAUUUAAUGUCAGAAUCACCAUUAGUUCGCAAGAUUUAUCAUUAAUAUAAAAUUUAUAAAAAAACUUACAAUUGUAUUAUAGCAUUACCAAAAGUGUAAUUAAUUAAUUGGCUAACAUUAACAUAUUUUAUAAGGGAAUUAUCAAUGUAGCUUAUAUUGUCUGAUAAAGUUAAUUUGUUAAAAUUAUUAUGAACUAUUCUUUUAGAUGCUACUGCAGCAAUAUGUAUUUUUUAAUAUCUACAGAAUUAUAUUUGUAGUUUAAUCUAAGUGUUUUAUCAACUUCUUAUAGAGUAGUUAUCUAAAUGUAAAAUAGGUAUUCAUUGUAAUUAAAAAGUAAUUUGGAGGAUAUAGAAUAAUAUUUAAAUUUACAA
Molecule: messenger RNA, 2340 nt
Organism: Chelonus insularis
Lineage: Eukaryota; Metazoa; Arthropoda; Insecta; Hymenoptera; Braconidae
Gene: Mrgn1
Product: Mahogunin ring finger 1
Exons: 7
Coding region: 251-1948 (565 amino acids)
Biological process (GO): protein ubiquitination
Cellular component (GO): cytoplasm
Molecular function (GO): ubiquitin protein ligase activity
Source: RefSeq, a predicted model, not a curated record